AUGGACGCGCUCAAUCGGCAGCUAGCCGCCACGGACUGGCCAUUCCACCCAUCCAGAUCUGAGGAUCUGUAUCGAGAUGCGUAUCUAGCACAUCCGGAUCGCUUCGACUGGAGGAAAAGCUGUGGAUCGAUAUUGCAAUCGCCUGGUCGUCAUGCUGCCACAGCCCGCCCACCUCAACGCAGAAGAGCCUCAGCCUCCAUGGUGCGCGGGCAGGAGAGCAAAAUGGCAGCCAAGACCCGACGCACAGCCGAACGCAAGAUGGACGACCGAUCCCUUCGCAUAAGCCGGGAGAAGGCGGCGAGCCUGCUCUCACGCUUCGGCGAACGUGAGCCCAUCCGCCAGCAGGCCAAAUUGUACCGCGACAGAUGGGCCGAGCUGCUGAAUCACGAACGCAUGCAGGAGCUCUACGCCAUCGCAGAGAGACGCAAAGCUCCCAUCGACAAGCUCAUCGAGGAGGGCAUCGCCAUCGAUGGAUUGCAAGGCUAUUGGCAAGACGACAGCAAGCGUCAUUUCGGCAAAAGAGUCGCUGUCUUCAAGCUCGAUGCCGCCGAACCGCUCCCACGGACACUCUUUCGUGCCGGCGACAAAGUCACCAUCAUGCCAUCUGCACCGCAUUUAGCCGCCAGUAAUGAUCCUGCAUCGCUUUUAGAGGACGAGGUCGUGAUCGAAGCCGAAGUUGUCGAGCGACAGCGCAACUUUAUCCGUCUCAAGUUCGACGAGAGCGAUGAAGAUGUCGAUCUUGUUUCGUGCCCUUCGUGGCGUCUCGACUACGGAUUCAACGACUUGACCUUCGAUCGCAUCAAGGCAGCGCUCGAGGCGAUGGACCAUGAUGUUGAACACAUCGAGAACCAGUACGGCUCACGCUUCCAGUACAUCCUUUCCGGCACCCGAUUGAGCGAUGUCAUCCUCGGCAUCGAGGCGCCAUCGGAUCGCGUGAAGAGGGGCGCAUUUUGGGAAGACGCUCGUGUGCAGAGUUGGUACGAUCGAUUCGCUCGCCAAGAUCCGAUCGUCGUCCACGGCGAUCCGUUGCCUCAACUCAACCGCUCACAGACACAGGCUGUGGCCAUGAUGCUUCGUGAGCGCAUCUCUCUCAUCCAGGGUCCUCCUGGCACAGGCAAAACCCGCACCAUUGUGACGGCCAUCAAGUUGCUCAAACAGGACUUCAAAGUACCGCAUCCGAUCAUGCUCGCCGCGCACACCAACGUUGCCGUCGACAAUCUUGCGGACGGCUGCAUCAAGGCCGGGCUGCGCGUUGUGCGUAUCGGACCAUCGGCACGUGCCAGGGCAGGUAUCGAUCAGCACACGCUUGACGCCUACUUCUUGCGUCAUCCGGGCAAGCAACGUCUCGAUCAGAUCAAGAGGCAGCUCGAUACGCUCGACAGGCUCAAAAGCGAAUACGAGAUGGGUCGUAUGGGCGCAUUGGGCACGAGCACAGCAUCUGCUUUACGAGAAGAGGCCGACCAAGACGAGGCUGCAAUCGGCCAAGCCGAAGCGCCGAGCUGGGAGGACAUGAUGGCAGAGCGAGAAGAAGAGCGCGAGGCCGCACAGCCUCAGGGCGGCACCGCAUCGGAAGAAUACGAGGCUAUCAAGAAGCAGCUGAGUCGUCUCAAGGCCACGUACUUCUUCCUUCGCGCCUCGAUUCGCGGGGAGAUUCUCAACGGCGCCGACGUCAUCUGCGGUUCAGCUAUUGCGGCAGGCUCUCCCGAGCUAGACAUGAUCGAUCUACCGGUCGUGUUCUUCGACGAGGCAUCCAUGGCCACCGAGCCGGUCUCGCUCGUGCCGCUCAUGAAGGGGUGCAGGCAUCUGUCCAUCAUUGGCGAUCACAAGCAGCUGCCUCCCGUGGUCACGAGCACGGAAGCCAAACAAGGUGGGCUCUCGCGCAGUCUCUUCGAGCGACUCAUCCACAGCGGCAACGGCAUUCCAUCCACCAUGCUCAACGUGCAAUUCCGAAUGCAUCCCAGCCUAGCUGAUUUCCCCAAUAAGACCUUCUACGACGGCGCGUUGCAGAACGGAGAGGGCACAGAGCUGAUCCCGCCUGUCGACUCGAGCUACUGGCCCUCUGUCGCGGGAUGCUCAAACGAAGACGCACGACGCCUCUGUUUCAUCGACCACAAGGGACGCGAGACCAAAGCUGCCGACUCGACUUCGUUGUGCAACACAUCCGAGGCGCGCAUCGUGCUCGACAUGGCGAUCGAUCUGCUUCAGCGAAACCCAGACUUGAGCGGAGACGACAUCGGCAUCGUCACUCCGUACGCGGGACAGCAGGUGUUGCUGGAAAAGAUGCUGCAUAACGAAACGUCCCAAGCUCGUCAACAGGCUGCCAGCAUCCUCGAGACACGAUCUUCGGAGCUGGGCAGCAUCGACAUUCACACGGUCGACGGAUUCGAGGGCCGCGAAAAGAAGGUCAUUCUCUUCUCGACGGUGCGGACCAACGCGCAGGGCUACGUCGGCUUCCUGGCUGAUGGCAGGCGACUCAACGUGGCGCUCACCAGAGCCCAAAGUGCGCUGUUUGUGAUCGGUAACAUUGACACUUUUAAAAAGGCUCAGCUCAGCGAAGCUGCUUACAGCCGUGUCGAGAGCCCGAAUCUCGAAGCACUGCAAAAUUACGCGGCGUACUUGGAGAAGCGAGGCGCCGUUGUGAGUCGCGACGGAUCCGCUGCAGACAACGAGCUAAAUGAGGUGGACGAGGAGGAAAUCGUGGACAGCGACGCAGUCGAGGCAAGGGAGACGGAUGCCGAUGCGGCCGACUGGCAGCACGUGCUCGCCGAACGCGAUGCCGCUUAG
This is a messenger RNA of Pseudozyma hubeiensis SY62, 2784 nucleotides long. RefSeq lists its product as hypothetical. Gene Ontology annotation, biological process: nuclear-transcribed mRNA catabolic process, nonsense-mediated decay. Gene Ontology annotation, molecular function: RNA helicase activity. The record is from RefSeq and is a predicted model, not a curated record. Lineage: Eukaryota; Fungi; Basidiomycota; Ustilaginomycetes; Ustilaginales; Ustilaginaceae. Gene Ontology annotation, cellular component: cytoplasm. The transcript has a single exon. Bases 1 to 2784 code for a protein of 927 amino acids.